Molecule: messenger RNA, 1521 nt
Organism: Pistacia vera
Lineage: Eukaryota; Viridiplantae; Streptophyta; Magnoliopsida; Sapindales; Anacardiaceae
Exons: 8
Coding region: 464-1267 (267 amino acids)
Biological process (GO): protein ubiquitination
Cellular component (GO): membrane
Molecular function (GO): zinc ion binding; ubiquitin-protein transferase activity
Source: RefSeq, a predicted model, not a curated record
UAAUAUAUUUUAUUUUUUGUUUUUUGUUUUUUUCUGUUUUUGUCUUCAAGCUGAUACAAACUCACAAAGCCGAAUCCUUUGCAUACAUAUAUAAAUAUAUAUUACAAACGCAUGGCAUGAAGAAGAAGACACAAAAACCAAAACCCAACGAGAAAACAGGAAAGUGUUUUUGUGCAACAAAGAAAACAAAAACAUAUAUAAUCAUUGGUAUUUCUGCUGCUUUUGAUUUGAGUUUUCUCAAAAGGCAAACACUCAACCUCUUGCUUCAAGCUUUCCAAAUUGAAAAGAAGAUACAUAAGAAGAUUCAACCACAGAAAGAGAGAGCUUUUUCUUAACUUGGCUUAGCUUCAACAAAUUAAUACGAUUCUCUCCUUGAGUUAAAAUUGAAAGUAAAGAGCUUGAUCAAGGAGUUUUAGUCUUGAAUUUGAUUGAAUUUCGUUAUUGAAGAGGUGUGAAUUUGAACAUGGGAGAUCAUUUUGUUUUGCUGGUGGAUCGGUUGCUGACAGAAUCCACUCUAGAAGCUGCAAUCGAGAGCAGAAAUCGGUCUCUCGAAGCGGCGAAAUCAACAGUUGAUGACUCAGAAGUCGAGAAUUUUCCCCAGAAGAUUGAGUUCAGAGACAUAUCAACUCCAGGGAAAGUGGUGGAGUGCAGGAUUUGCCAAGAUGAAGAUGAAGAUUCAAAUAUGGAGACACCUUGCUCUUGUUGUGGCAGCUUGAAGUAUGCUCAUCGCAGAUGUGUACAGAGAUGGUGUAAUGAGAAGGGUGACACCACUUGUGAGAUAUGCCACCAGCAAUUCAGGCCUGGUUACACAGCUCCACCUCCCCUUUUCCAGUUUGGACACAUUCCAUUGAGCUUCAGGGGAAACUGGGAAAUCUCCAGGAGGGAGUUGAAUAAUCCACGAAUCAUUGCGAUGGUCUCAACUGACCGGAAUUUCCUGCAUUCACCUACCUAUGAUGACUAUUCAGCUUCGACUACACGAAGCUUGAUCUGCUGUCGUUCAUUUGCUCUAAUCUUCAUGAUUCUUCUAAUUUUAAGGCAUACACUUCCCCUCAUACUUAAUGGAUCCAAUGAAUUUACCUUCCAAUUGUUCUUGAUUUUGUUUCUUCGAACCCUCGGCAUUGUUCUUCCAAUCUAUGUCAUGGUACGAGCAGUAACUGCUUUUCAGCGCCACCGCCAUCAACCUGAGCCCCCAAGUUCAUCGUCGAACGAAGAAACUCAACAUUCGACGACCCCUCAGCCGCAUGCCCAGAUCCUUCAUGUCAUCUAAGCAAUGGUUGAAUCAUUAUUGGCUUGUGAUCAGCAGCAUUUAAAUGCAUUAUGACUCACUGCAGAGUUCUGGUGGGGAUUUUAAUUAGCUUUGCAAAGAAAAAGAUUGUAGGGUCAGAAAAAAAAGUUAUGCCAUUGUACAUAGAAACAAUUAUACUAUGACUACCAAAGCAAGCAAAAUCAAAAGAUGAAGUGUAGAUUUGUAAAUGGGAUAGUGUAAUUGUUUGGCAACUGUGAAAAAGAAAAAGAAAAAGA